AGGAAAAGGUACACGAUGAACAGGUGGAAAUAUUCGGAAAUGAUAAAGAACUCCAACGGCAAAAGAUCUCCAAAAAAUGAUUUACCUCGAGAUGGUGAUCAAGGAAACAUUGAGACUGUAUCCAAGCGUACCAUUUCAUUCUAGACCAAUAAUUGAAGAUAUAAAAAUUGAUGAAAACACCGUCAUUCCAGCGAGUUAUACCGUUGGAGUGUUUACUUACGCUCUCCAUCGAUCCAAAAAUCAUUGGGAUAAUCCAGAGGAGUUUAUUCCUGAAAGGUUCGUUCCUGGGAUUGAAAGAUGUCCGUUUUCAUUUAUACCGUUUUCAGCUGGUCCAAGAAAUUGCAUAGGCCAGAGAUACGCAAUGAUGGAGUUAAAGACGAUCAUGUCGAUAGUAGUGCGGCAGUGCUUGCUAGAGCCAGUCACAACUUCGAUAAGCUUGGACUAUGGUAUUACAUUAAACGCAGCAGAACCGAUAAUCGUUAAGGCUAUUUCAAGGAAUGGAACCCGAAGAAUGAUUCCCAUGAUGAAUGGUUAAGAUUCGCUGUAAAAGAAAGCGUUACAACUAAUCAUUUAUUCAAGAC
This is a messenger RNA of Nezara viridula (southern green stink bug), 581 nucleotides long. NCBI's taxonomy places the organism in Eukaryota, Metazoa, Arthropoda, Insecta, Hemiptera, Pentatomidae. The record is from the annotation of a GenBank genome assembly.